AUGCGGCGGGCAAGGAGCGUGGCAACUACCGCCAAGCCGUGUGGGCAGAAGCGGUCCGGGGCCGCCCGUGGCCACCGCCCCGGCUGCCAACACCAGCUCGUUGCUGGGCGAGCCAGGCCAGGCCGGGGGCGGGGACCAGGGGGCUGCGAAGCAGCCCUUGGCGAAGCGGCGGCUGAGGAACCGGUGGCGGCGGGCCCAGGAGGCGGGCCCGGGGAGCAGCCAGAGCUGGCGCUGCUCCAGCCGCCGACUCCGUCCUCGGUGUCCACGCUGGACCUGGGCAAGAAGCGGGAGCGCUGGGAGCUGUUCCAGAAAUGGCAGAGGCUCACCUCCGAGGGCGCUGCCAAGCUCCUGCUGGACACCUUUGAUUAGCAGGGCCUGGUAAAGCACACAGGAGGUUGCCACUGUGGAGCAGCGUUUGAAGUUUGGGCUCCAGCACGCUUGCACAGCUUUGACUGCAACUGCAGCAUUUUCAAGAAGCAUCAGAAUAGACACUUCAUUGACCCAGCUUCUCUCUUCAAGCUCCUGAAGGGAGCCGAGAAUAUAACCACUUACACGUUCAAUGCGCACAAAGCCCAGCACAUCUUCUGCAAGAGAUGUGGUGCUCAGAGCUUCUACACUCCUCGCUCAAACCAUGGAGUCUUUGGAAUUGCCCCCCACUGCCUGGAUGAGGGCACCGUGCGGAGCGCAGUCACUGAGGAGUGCAAUGGCAGCGAUUGGGAAAAGGUCAUGAAGGAGCACAAGACCAUCAGGAACAUGUCUAAAGAGUGAGCUUCUCCCUGUCCCUUCCUGAAAAGGAGGAAUGAUUGGGGCCAGCAGCCGUGCUGUCCCUGCCACACCUGGGUGUUGCUCCUGGAUAUGGCCGCCCCAGGCUGCUGGCUCCGCUGGCCAGCAGCCACCUUGAUCUGUGCCGUUUGCUCCAGCUACCACUUUCUUUAGGCAGCUCUUUGUCUUUCCUUAGCCCGGAUUUUGAUGUAGGCUAGUUGACAUCCUUCCUUCUCUUCCCAACUUUUGUGUGAUCUUAUAGGGAAAAAAAAUAAAUAUUUUUAA
This is a messenger RNA of Propithecus coquereli (Coquerel's sifaka), 1047 nucleotides long. Its product is annotated as centromere protein V-like. Gene Ontology annotation, cellular component: spindle midzone; nucleus; kinetochore. Gene Ontology annotation, biological process: regulation of chromosome organization; pericentric heterochromatin formation; positive regulation of cytokinesis. NCBI's taxonomy places the organism in Eukaryota, Metazoa, Chordata, Mammalia, Primates, Indriidae. The record is from RefSeq and is a predicted model, not a curated record. Gene Ontology annotation, molecular function: carbon-sulfur lyase activity.